UUUGCAGAGGGACGACGUAGACACGUGCGGUAGAAUGAUAGCUUCACACCUAAAUAUACUUCAGGUGUCUGAGCGUGUGUGUGUAUUUGACUACAGAAUAGGCGUAUAUCCGGGAGGUGACGGAUGAGACCAAUCAGGACUACGCCUUCUCGUUCAUUGGGGUUGCGUGGGGAGUUGGCCAAUGCCUCGGUCCAUAUCUCGGUGGAAGCUUGGCGCAGAUAGCGCUGAAGUACCCCAAUAUGUUCUCAGCGGAUGGUCUGUUCGGAGAGUUUGCCUACCUGUUGCCUUGUUUGGUGGCGGCGUGUUUCUCGGCCUGUCUGUGGGUGUACAGCUACUUCUACCUGGAAGAGACGGUGACCGAUCUACCUGACCAUCCCGUGCGUACAUAUCUGCGCUCCAUUUUCUGUGGCAGAAGCACUCGAGAGACAUCUACGGGCACUGAGAGUCAGCCGCUCAUCGGAAACCACCCCACAGACACGGACAGGCACUUCACUGCUGAAGAUCUACUGGAAAAGCGAGACAGGCGCGAUUCCCUAAGCUUGAUGGCGGCCGAGGGUAUACACGACUACGAAAUCGAACACACGCACGUGGACACCAUCCUCCAGACAGAGGCAGACACCCACACCAACAGCAGCACGGCUCAACGGCCCUCAAUUGCAGAACCUUCCAUGACUCUCACCCAGGCUAUAUUCCGGCCGCAGAUUCUUUUGAUUCUAUUUAUAGCCUUCCUCUUUGGGUUCGUCCAGACCGCAUCCAACGAGCUCUUCCCGCUGUGGUCUAUGAUGCCCAUGUCCAUCGGCGGCCUAGCGUUCACCACGGACCAGAUCUCCCUGUGUGUCACCACCAUGGGUAUCGGACUAUUGAUCUAUACCAGUAUCUUCUUUCCGACCAUAUGCCGCCAUUUGGGCGUCAUUCAGAUGUACCAGCUCGGCGUGCUGCUGUCGGCCGUGGUGAUGGCCGUCGUCCCGUUCUUCCAUGGCAUACGCACGCACGUGGUUAGUGACGCGUGGUUCUGGACGCUCUUGCUGAGUGUGUUUGUGGGUCGCGCCGUGGCCAUGCCUUCGUGCUUUGCCUCGCUCACUAUCAUGUUGCAGAACUCCACCACACAACACGUGGGUGCCCUGAGUGGGGUGUUUAGUUCAGUGAUCGCCCUGUCUCAGUCAUUGGCACCGAUACUCGGAGGUAGUGUAUUCGCCUACAUGUCCUCGGGAGGGUUUGCAUUUCCGUUUGACUACCAUUUCAUGUUCCUGAUGUGUGGGGUGCUGUGCAUAGUGGGCUUUGUGACCUCAUUCAAACUCUCGCAGUCAGUGACGAGUCGAGCCAUAGUCACAACUAGGUAGGACUUAUCUGUACUUUAUAUAAGCGCCAUACUAUAUAUAUAUAUAAUAUACGUUGUCCAUAGACUUAAAUUUAGGAGUUUGAUCGAGCAUUAGCACCGUAUUGAAUUUCUUCCCGGCCACAUCUACUAAACCCUAGUAGUUGUAUAUAUAUACCAGCGUUCAGCGUUUCCAAUUGGUACGAACUUAGAAUGUCGGCCUUACCCAGUGGGUGAUGGUAUGAGAACAAAUGCAGGAAGCGAUCAAAGUAAAAUUAGUCAUCAACGCCACAACUGUUCCGUGAAAGCAUUCCUGCGCACAUUUCACAAGGAUGGCUGUGCCAGAGUAUCGAGCCUGUCUCAAUACACCAUCACAAGCAAGCAUGUGAAUCUGGAAAGAUAUCCAAUGCACCACUACAUGGUGACACAGUAUGGAAAAGUUAAAUGCGGUGUCCAAUUAUUAGUAUAGUAUUCGUAAAUAAAAUCUACAGUGGUC
Molecule: messenger RNA, 1811 nt
Organism: Sphaeroforma arctica JP610
Lineage: Eukaryota; Ichthyosporea; Ichthyophonida
Exons: 4
Coding region: 240-1340 (366 amino acids)
Source: RefSeq, a predicted model, not a curated record